UCCCGGCACUUGAAGCAGCUCGCUUCCAACAGUUCGCUAUCACACAAUAACGUGAAGCUGUGUGAGCCUUUGUGACUUAUUCGUACAAAAGCGGGUGGUACCCAACGGUCACUUGUGCAGUCGUUGGGUUACGUCAACUUUACUGUUGUCUUGACAGGAAGUGGACUUUCAGAGUUCCGGUUCCGAUCCCUGCAAUGAACGCGGUGCGAAGGAAGCUGCGACUUGGCUGAGGCACGUAGGAAUAGACACCUUGUAGGAGGGCAUCUGUAGUAGCAGGAGCUUCCGCUAAUACCGCCACACAACAAGGCGAAAGACUGAUUGCACGCUUUUCAUCUAUGCUAUGGAUAGAGGCGAGCCCAUGGAAGAAACGUCUCAAGAAGACAACCAAGACUCUGUGUCCUCGAGCAAUUCUGCUGGAAGCCCCACAUCGAGCACUGUCAUGGUGGAUGCUGCCUCUGAGAUGAGACCUGAACUAGCCCACCGUUCAGAAGACGUCUGUGGAAAGAAGUACUCAUACCUCGCACGUCCAGAAUCGCAUGGAAAUCGCGUGAAGGAGUAUGCUGUGCUGCACACCAGGCCCAUACAUGUGACGUACGCGUCGUUGGAAAACAGAGUGUUCUCGUUCGGCCGUUAUCCUGCAACUGCGAAGGGAAACACAGAAAGAAUGGCAAAAGCUGGAUUCUUCUACACUGGUGCUCAAGAUCGAACAACCUGCUUUCAGUGCGGCAACUCCCUUUGCAGUUGGAGCGACGAGGACGACCCAUUAUUUGAACACGCCAGGUGGUACAGAGACUGUCCUUACGUCAUUCUGCAGCUUGGUGAUGAGACUAUCGAGAACAUCAGACGGGAGCACAGCAAUACACUGGCAGAGAGAAGUCUUGCAGAAAGGAGCAAGUCUGACAAAGCAACAGAGUUCUUGGUAGUGAACCUAAAAUCAUCAUAUCUUGUCCGCCGCCUGAUUUUACAAGGCAUCAACCCGGACAUCGUGGAGUUAGCGAUACGCGCAAGACUUAACAGCACGGGGUUGGUGGACGUGCUCGAGGAGCAAGACCUACGCAGGGCGCUAGGUGAAGUCGUGUCUUUACCACAAAACGUCAGAACAAGGGAAGUUCCAAAAGCUGAUACAGGUGACUUGAGCAAGUGCAUCAUCUGCAAGACGGGAGACAGACACAUCAUCUUCCUUCCAUGCAGUCAUCUUGUCUCCUGCACUGGAUGUGCCGCAUCCAGCACAGUCUGUCCCUCAUGCAAGCGCAAGAUCGCAACCACGAGGGAGGUUUUCUUGGCCUGAAAACAUGGAAAAGCGACGGAUACGUAAAAGGCCGGCUGUCGUUCGGCGUUACACCCCUCAAUAUUCGACACAUGCCGGCGGUGUCCCGACAUUGCAGGGACACAUCGAGAAUGCUGACAGACCUAUAAGACAGAUUUAUACUCCGACGUGCGACUGGCAACGCGAACGGUGGAUGAAGAACGUUCUCCGUUGGACUGCCACUAAUUAUCAGAAAAAAGGUGCAACGAGUACGUCAGGGCACACCCGUAUGCUGAUCUGGUGUGUCGGAUGGCUGACAACGUGCGAAGUGUGUUUAGCCUGAGGCGUUGAACACGCGGUGCGCACCACUGGACGUUGACUGCCUCACGACGUAAAGCCGAGAAUCAUUAUUAUUAUUAUUUGGAGAGCACGGCAUGCCUUUUAUUGGGUAACAUCUUGUAUACAGGGUGUCCCAACUAAACGCGAACAUACUUUAAAAAAUUGCGCCCUGGACAAAGAUUAGAAGGAAACAGAAAAUGCAACCCAAGACAAGGGCAGUUCCGAUAGCGUCACCCGGUACAUUUGUCUUUGUCCUUCGCCCUCUCACAUCGGGAGUAAAGGAAAGACGCGUCUCUGAAGACGUGCAAUGGACAAACUCAAUAAAAAAAUGUUGUUCC
Ornithodoros turicata is the source of this 1923-nucleotide messenger RNA. RefSeq names its product baculoviral IAP repeat-containing protein 3-like. Gene Ontology annotation, molecular function: cysteine-type endopeptidase inhibitor activity involved in apoptotic process; ubiquitin protein ligase activity. Gene Ontology annotation, biological process: negative regulation of apoptotic process; positive regulation of protein ubiquitination; regulation of cell cycle. Gene Ontology annotation, cellular component: cytoplasm; nucleus. The coding region runs from base 341 to 1288 and encodes 315 amino acids. NCBI's taxonomy places the organism in Eukaryota, Metazoa, Arthropoda, Arachnida, Ixodida, Argasidae. The record is from RefSeq and is a predicted model, not a curated record. The transcript has 8 exons.